AUGAUGAACGACGAUGGCGACCAAUCCCCAUUCACUCUGCCCCCAGCAUUGCAGCCGCUUGAGGCCAAGUACUUGGAAUAUCAGCGAAAAUACCAGCAGCUUGUGGAUCGCACGACCCCGCAUAUGCUUUAUAGAUGGCUGUCAACUGGUGGCUUGGUUGUGCUAUUUCUACUGCGGAUCGUAUUUGCCCAAGGAUGGUAUAUCGUGUGCUACGCACAUGCUAUCUAUCUACUCAACUUGCUCCUAGCAUUCCUACAACCCAAAUUUGAUCCUAGCCUCGCACAGGAUCUGCGUGCAGACGAAAUCGAAGAGGGAGGAGAACCUGAAGCUUCUACUUAUGAAAAUGCGUACGAUGGAGGAGGCAGGCGCACAGGAAAAGACGAAGAAUUCCGCCCAUUCAUUCGCCGGCUUCCAGAAUGGCAAUUCUGGCUAUCUGCAACAAGAGCAACUGUGUUCGCAAUCUUGGCUACACUGUUCGAGGCGUUUGAUGUGCCUGUGUAUUGGCCGAUCCUGGUUAUCUAUUUCUUCAUCCUGUUCGGUAUUACCAUGAAGAGACAGAUUCGCCAUAUGAUCAAGUACAAAUAUGUGCCAUUUGACAUUGGUCGCAAGGCAACGUAUGGGGCGAAAUAG
Messenger RNA from Rhizoctonia solani, 630 nucleotides. Its product is annotated as protein RER1. The record is from RefSeq and is a predicted model, not a curated record. Gene Ontology annotation, cellular component: Golgi membrane. Gene Ontology annotation, biological process: retrograde vesicle-mediated transport, Golgi to endoplasmic reticulum; protein retention in ER lumen. NCBI's taxonomy places the organism in Eukaryota, Fungi, Basidiomycota, Agaricomycetes, Cantharellales, Ceratobasidiaceae. The coding region runs from base 1 to 630 and encodes 209 amino acids. The transcript has 6 exons.